GAAUAAAAGAAAGAUGAAUCAUCUAAGUAUUGAUUUUGUGUUUAUGAAUCUUGUGAAUCUUGUGAAUAUGAAUCCUGAGAGUAUGAAUCUUGAGGAUAUGAAUCCUGAGAAUAUGAUUCUUGAGAAUAUGAGUCCUGAGAAUAUAAUUCUUGAAGAUAUGAAUCUUGAGAAUAGUCUUGAAAAUAUAAAUUUGAGGGAUAUGAAUCAUGGGGUUAUGAGAAAAUGA
Dentiscutata heterogama is the source of this 226-nucleotide messenger RNA. The record is from the annotation of a GenBank genome assembly. NCBI's taxonomy places the organism in Eukaryota, Fungi, Glomeromycota, Glomeromycetes, Diversisporales, Gigasporaceae.